AUGACGAGGACGCUGGUGUUGUCUGUUCAGUGCUAUGGAAGAGUAGAAAUCUACCACAGGAAAAACUGGGGAACAGUCUGUGAUGAUGACUGGGACUUAAAUGAUGCAAAAGUGGUCUGUAGACAGCUCGGCUGCGGGACAGCACUGGAGGCCACUGCAUCUGCUCACUUUAGUCCAGGAAGUGGGAAAAUCUGGCUUGAUGACGUAGCCUGUUCAGGAAGUGAGAGUUCUCUAAUUGAGUGUGGACACAAUGGAUUUGGGACACACAACUGUGGACAUGACGAGGACGCUGGUGUUGUUUGUUCAGUGAGUCUCCCAAAACCCAGCAUCUCUGUAAAUGAAGGUCAGGUUAGCUGGGGUCAGAAUAUCAGCAUCACUUGUUCCGUCUCAUCUGAGUUCUUAGAUGGAACUUUCACCCUCAAGAAAACCUCAAGUAAUUUCAGUCAGACUGAAACAGGAUCCAGAUCUGCUACCUUCAAUAUCCACAGAGUGGACUUCAGUGAUGAUGGACUGUACCAGUGUCAGUAUGAGAAACGCAUUUCAAGUAACACAUUCAACUCCCCCCUCAGUGACUCUGUCAGAAUCUCUGUUACUGUAAUCUUUCCAAAACCCAAUAUCUCCAUCAGUCCUGCUGGUGAGGUGACCUGGGGUCAGAACAUUGGAAUCACUUGUUCAAUCUCAACUCAAACUUUAGGUGGAACGUUCAUUCUGAUGAAAACAUCAGAUUCAUUCAACAGGACCCAAAACUCAAACACAAACUCUGCUACCUUCAAUAUUCCUGAAGUAGACUUUGAUGAUGAGGGAUUGUACCAGUGUCAGUAUCAGGAAAGCGGCCCAAGUCAACAAUUUUACUCCCCAACAAGUGACUCUGUUAGGCUCUCUGUUACAGUGAGACUGCAGAGGCCCAGCAUCUCCUUGACGUCUCCGAAUGCAGGACUUGUCUGGGGUCCUGAAGGUGCACAGAUCACCAGGGGUUACAGCUUUGUCCUCACCUGUUCCAUUAACUCCACAUUUUCCAGUGGACAUUUUAUUCUCAGCUUCUCUGGCUCCAACCUCACAGAGCCAGCAGUCAACAACUCAGCCUCAUUUAGUUUCCCUGUAGCUGAGUAUGAACAGCAGGGCAACUACAGCUGUGUGUAUGAGGUCACAGUGUCCACACGGACAUUCAGAUCUGCUAAAGAGAAGAAGCAGAUGUAA
Molecule: messenger RNA, 1197 nt
Organism: Pundamilia nyererei
Lineage: Eukaryota; Metazoa; Chordata; Actinopteri; Cichliformes; Cichlidae
Product: scavenger receptor cysteine-rich type 1 protein M130-like
Exons: 6
Coding region: 1-1197 (398 amino acids)
Biological process (GO): zymogen activation
Cellular component (GO): plasma membrane
Molecular function (GO): serine-type endopeptidase activity
Source: RefSeq, a predicted model, not a curated record